This is a messenger RNA of Ruditapes philippinarum (Manila clam), 771 nucleotides long. RefSeq names its product protein asteroid homolog 1-like. The record is from RefSeq and is a predicted model, not a curated record. The transcript has a single exon. Bases 1 to 771 code for a protein of 256 amino acids. Lineage: Eukaryota; Metazoa; Mollusca; Bivalvia; Venerida; Veneridae. Gene Ontology annotation, molecular function: nuclease activity.
AUGGGUGUGCUUGGUUUAACAGGAUAUAUACGACACCAAAGAGAAACGUUCCUGCGUGACUACAAUCUUCAGAAUACUAAGUUGAUAAUUGACGGUUCAAAUUUAAUAUACAUACUAUAUAAGUCCUAUGGUAUUCCCUUUAAAUCUGGAGGAGACUAUUAUGAUUUUGCAGCAAAAUGUAAGAAAUUUUUCGAAACAUUGACAAAAAAAUGUCAUGUUGUUCCGAUUGUUAUCUUCGACGGAGCCGAUGAUCCAUCUGAUUUAAAAUUAGAAACUCAUUUAAAACGUCUUGAUCAGCAGUUUGCAAAUGUUCAAAAGAUAAUCCGUGGAAAUACAUUUAUACUACCCCUCUUAGCAGACUUAACCUUUCGAAAUAUUCUUGAUAAGCUUGGAGUAGCACAUGCGUCUUGCUUAUUUGAAGCCGACAGGGAGAUAGCGUUCUUGGCAAAUAAAUUUGAGUGUCCAGUUUUAAGUGCCGACAGCGAUUUCUGUGUGUUUAACCUGAAAGUUGGUUUCAUACAUCCUGAUGAUUUACUGCCUUUACCGAAAAACUGCACGGGCAAUUUGCCUACUAAGAUCUACAAAUGUCAAGAUUUGAUGAAUGUGUUUAACAGAAAUCCCGAUGGUUUGAUUUUACCUGUUUUCGCAACACUGGCCGGGAAUGAUUAUGCUGAAUUUUCAAGUGACGCCUUUAUAAGGCCCAUGAAUGCACCUAUGGCUGAAAUAACAUCACAACAAAACAAGAAAGAAGUCAUGUACAAUUCACGAUAA